Messenger RNA from Paramuricea clavata, 3621 nucleotides. Lineage: Eukaryota; Metazoa; Cnidaria; Anthozoa; Malacalcyonacea; Plexauridae. The record is from the annotation of a GenBank genome assembly.
AUGAAGAAUUUCACUUACCUCGAUGGAGGAAGUCUGCUGUGCAACCAAGACAAAACAAGCAGAAAGAAAUUGUAAGUAGCAUAUAUAUAGUUUCAUCUUUCUACAUGACUCCUUUUGUCCUCUUUAGAAUAACAAUUACUUUUAGAAUAAUAUGCCAACUUUAGAAUAAAAACGUUAACACAUAUAAUGUUUGAACCUUCUUCGGGGGCUUGAACUACAUCCAAGCUCGUGGUUUCAGUUUCAUCAGUGGAAAGAUUGUUAUACUAUAUUACUUUAUAAAGGCAAGGGGAUGAUAGCCUUGCAGCUGCUCCGAAAAUCUCCUGCAAUUAUGACAACGAAGCCGACGAAGAAAAAACAAUCUCGUUUCUUGAACACGUAUAGUAUAAACAAUUUAUUGUCAAAUGAAGCAAUCACUGUUAUAGAAGCUGCGAACCUAUCCAAGGAAUUAAUCGAUUACAUAUUGUCAAAACGACGGAUAAUUAUCAACAACUAAGGGAGUACUUUCGAAAAAGCGUUGCUUGGUCCAUCAUUUUUGUGAGCUCUCAACGCAUGUUCUUCUUUAAUAUUAACAUAAUUUUUUACUAUGUAUACUGACAUGUACGUCAUGUAAAAUUUCUGUUUAUUUUCGUUUAGAAAGAACUUGGAUCUCUUCAGUUCACAUUAAAAUACGAUCUUCGAAGGUGUAUUAUGAUAUUUUAGUUUGAAAACUACAUGCAUAUAUUUUUAAAACCCCUCUUUUUAAUUAUGAAAAAUGCGACCUAAUACAUAGACAUUAUCUCCUCACAAAGUAUAAUGACCUUUACGUGCAUGGUCCAUUCCCCCACUAUCUCAAACUUAUUAAAUAAUUCAUGAGUAAAUUAGCCAACCAUAUUGCUUUAUUUGGUCACAUGAUAAUACUGGAUACCUGCAUGUGGUGAAGUAUCUUUGAUCCAGUCCUAAGACUGAAUCAAAAUUAAUUCAGUCCUUGGACUGUAAAAUUGGGCAAUAUUUUGAUCCUGUCCUCGGACUUGAUCAAAUUGCGCGGACUUGAAAUCUAGUCCAGUCCUCAUAGUCCUAUCAUUUGAAAUAUUACAUGAAACAUUUAUUGAUAUUUCUACACCAGUCCUAUAAUAUAGAUGAGACUGAGUAAAUAUAAAUUAUUUUCGUUCAAAGGUAGUAUAAUAGUCCCAUUUCAAUUUCUUGAUUCUUGCAUAAUUUAAUGUAAUAUGUUUUUAGAUCUCAACUGAACGUAAAUAUAUUACGAGGAGAAGAUUUUCCUCUGAUAUCAUCAAGUAAUGUUUCUUUUACCUACGUCGUCGUGGAACUACAACCGUUCUCCCAGAAAUAUGAAGCUAAAGCACAAACACGCUACGCUCGGAACAGUAUUUCUCCUGUGUUUAAUGAUACAAUCCAUUAUCAGAUUCCAGUCCAAGAAUUACAAGGGCAAACUCUACUACUCUCUGUGUACGACAUUAAUCAUCUUUCAGCUCAUGAUCUUAUUGGAAGUGUAAAGAUAAAUGUCGACGGAAAUUUCUUAGCAAGUGGAGCAGAAAGAAUUUACAAGGAAAAUCUGAAAUUUGAAGACGAUGUAAGUUAUAAAUUAAAUUAAAUCAGAGCCUGCCUCGCAGGUUAAAUCAUUCGUGCAUUUUUACCUUUUGUUUUUUUACCAUCCACCAUUCCACCGUCAAUUGUCGCUCGGUAUUCCUAUACGAGGAUCUUUCAUGACCGACGCUACAUUUUCUUGAUGUUCGUUCCAUUGUUUUCACGUUUCUGCAGAGCUAACCGUUCCUCAGGGUCUGAUUUGCCUUUCUCAAUCAAAUGGUUUCUCAAAAGUAUUUGACACACUGAGUCACUGUGCAACUAUUAAAAAUUACCUGAUUCUAGUUAGCUUAAUAUCUUUGUUAUAUAUUAAGUGCAUGUGAUUCCUUAUAAGAUUUGCCCGUAAAAUUGUCUGAAAAAUAAACAUCUUGUAGUUCAAUCUCUUUGCUGAGGGAAAUUAUAUUCCUCAGGAUUCCACAUUUUUGGUCAAACCAUACCGUAUUCUACUUCAAAUUUAUAAAAUGUGCCUCUACAGUUUUCUCGUUUUUACGAAAACAAAUUAAACUGUGGUAUAUAUCAUGUUUUCUUUUUAACUUCCAAGAAUCCCAAAUUAGUUGGCGAGAUCCUUGUUGGAUUACGUUGGAAGAAGGAUAAAGAAACACUAGACGUUACGAUUCAAGAAGCUUCAAGUCUGAGAAUAAUGGACCAAGAUAGACAUACAUCAAGUGAGUCAAAAUAUAUUAUCAGCUCUGUAUAAAAUACACCAUACACCGUAAUUAAAUUAUAGGUAUAUUUACUUUUAUUUGCACUGUGCAAAUUAUUAAGUUAGACAUUUUACUUUAGUUGCCAUUGUGCAAGCUCUUUCUUGCGCACUUACGUGAGUAAAAUAUUUUGCUAUCCUAUAUGUACGAAGGCAGUGAGAAGAAAAAUACAUUCUAGCUCCAACCACAUUAAGUCAUAAUGCCAUAUAAUUAGCAUAAUUUUUAAGUUUUUAAAGUGAAUUCCCAAAGGAAUUUAAUGUUCAAUGAAAUUAUUACAUGAGUAAGCUAAGAUUAUCUCCAACAACUCAAUCGAACACUUGCUUUCUGCACGACUUUUCUUUAAAUUCCUCCACAUUCUGAGAUUGCACCCUCGUGUACAGAAAGAACGAUAUUUCUAAAUUUUCUAAUCAUUUUAUAUCAUAAAUAGGCUAUCUGUAUUGAAUGAAAAGUGUUUAAAUAUGAAAAAGCAGUGUAGCUUCAGACACAGAGAGACAUAUACUGUCAUAUGUAAUCGCUUAGAAAAUAUAUAGAAUACUGCAUGGUUAAAUUUGCUGACUUGAACUAUGUUUAAAUUUUGCAGGUCCUUACGUGAAAAUCCAGGUGUUCAUCAACUCUUUUCUUGUGCUAAAGAAACGAACCAAAGUAGAAAAAAAGACGCUCUCUCCCAAAUUUAGAAAAACAUUCAGUGUGCAUGUUCCUGGGGACAGUUUAACUCGGAACACUCAGCUUGUUUUGACUGUAAAACAUGUUGCCAAGUUCAGGAGGAAGCAUGUCAUUGGUCAGUUAUAUUUUGGGCUCGAUGCAAAGGCGAGUACAUCUGAACAGUGGGAAAUUAUAAGAAAGGGCAGCGAGUAUGUUGAAAUGUGGCAUGAACUAGAUGCACCACUUGAUAAUUCAACAUGGCAGUCCAGAUCCAAAGUGAAUUAUCUAUUAUUUGAAGACAACAAUAGCGACGAUAAUCAUAGUUUGGCAGAACUAUCAGAUCGUUCUGAUACUCGCUCAGAUUCUGCUUUGCUACGGUACAGUCGCUCAUUUUAAAUUUCAAAAUUGAUUGCAUAAUAUAUUAUCAUCUUCUAUCUACAAGACACAUUUUCUCCUAGCUACAAGGACGUGGGAACGGUUCUUACAUCCAUGCAAUUGAUCUGUGAGCUACUGACAAAUCAUGAUAAUUUGCCACAGAGGAGGAAUGAGGGUCUUCCCGAGGGUCUCCAUUAUUAUUCAAUAUAUUUACUCUCAACGCGCUGUUCGAUUAAAAACUGUUGAAAUGUAUUGGCAAUUGCGAUUUUUGCUAUGAAGAUCUCGUUUUCUCAAAGGUAUGUUUUUGAUAACUUUUUUGUUUAGC